Molecule: messenger RNA, 1416 nt
Organism: Condylostylus longicornis
Lineage: Eukaryota; Metazoa; Arthropoda; Insecta; Diptera; Dolichopodidae
Product: J domain-containing protein DDB_G0295729-like
Exons: 3
Coding region: 204-1277 (357 amino acids)
Source: RefSeq, a predicted model, not a curated record
CAUACAUUGAAAAUUUUGUUAACUAAUUCAUUUGCACAAAAACUAAAUGAAAUUAAAAAAUGAAAAAUAAUGCCAAGUGGCUAUGUAUGUAUUCAAAUUAAGUUUUUCCAGAUUAGUGUCAGUUAGAAGCUCGUUGAUCAAAACAGUCUACAAAUUAUACUUUGAUAUUAUUUAAAUUUUAUUGAAAAAUCAGAAUUUCAAAUAUGUGCCCCACUUAUAACGGUUAUUGUCAAAAUUGUUCACAAAAAAUAGAUAAUGAACUUCAAGAAAAAUAUAGAGAACUUGAUGAAAUGUUUAAAAAAGAAGAACUUCAUUUAUCGCAAUUAGAAAAACUUCAUCAAGAAAAUGAUAAUAGAAAAAAGAAUAAAAUCAGAGAAGAUGAAGAUAUUUUGGAAAAAAAUAAAGAAUCAGAAUACAAAAAAAUUGAAGAGGAAAUAGAACAUUUAAACAAAAGUUUUUUUAAGAAAGAAAAAGAUCUGUAUUUAGAAUUUGAGUUUGAAAAGCAAAAUUUAAUUGAAACUGAAAAAUUAAUAGAACGGCAAAUUCAAUUUGAAGAAAAAAUUUUAUGUGAAAUGAAAACAAAUAUUGAAGAGCAGUGUCAUGAAAAAGAAAACCAAUUACAACAAGAGCGGAAGUUUAUAAAUCAAAGUUUAACUGAAAAACAAAAUAAUUUAGAAAAAAAUAAUGAUAUGGAAAAACUAAACUUAAAUAAAAAGCGAUAUGAAAUGGAAAAAGAAAUUUUAAAAAAACAAGCCGAAUUGAGAAAUGAAACAGAAAUAAACUAUAGGGCUAUGUUACAUGAGAUAAAUAAUAAGAGAAUAGAAUUAGAAAUUGAAGAAAACAAUUUAAAUGACCAACGAAAAUUGAUGAAAGAGGAGCUUAAAAUUAAAGAAGAUUAUAUAAAUCGAAGAACCAACGAAAUUGAAAAUACAGCUAAGAAACUAAAUGAAAUGCAAGAGCAAAAUUUGAUCGAUAAACAAAAAUAUUUGGAGCGGGAAAAAAAUUAUAACCACUUUCCAAAUAACAUAAUCUUCAAUGUUAAUUAUUUCAUACGGACAUUAGGUAAUAAUGAUAUUCUGCCGCAACCAGGAAGUAUUGAGCAAGAUGAAAUUCAUUUACGUGAAAGAAUAAAGAAUCUAACUAAAAAUGAAAUGGAAAAUUUAACAAAAAAAGUGUGCAAGGCUCUUGAUCGAUGUGGAAUUUAUGACAAAGAUGAUCCUAUUGCCAAGAUGAUUAUAAUUAAAGCUACAAAAAAAUUUCUAAAAGAAGGCGUCUAAUAUUACGAAUGAAUGAAAUUUUAUAAAAUCAUAAUCUUAUAGAAUUGCAUCAUAUAGCAUCAUUUACAUUUUAGUAUUCCUAUUUUGAGUUUUAAAAAUAGAUGUAUGUAGGCAAGUGCCUAAUUAUAUGUGUAACAAA